AUGCCGCACUCGUCACGUAGACCUCGUAAACCUUAUCAUCCCAAACGAGUGAUAUCGGAGUCGGAAGAUGGGUGGUCUAGAGUUGAGCGCACAGCUCCCACUCGACAUGGCAACACGCCCUUAGUGCAGGAGGCGCUCCCGCCGGUCGAUCGAUCGCUCACGUUGGAAAAGCUAUUGGAUGAACACAAGAGAUGCAAACAACAAUGGGUCAAUAGCGAAGCGCGCCGAUGGCUCCAACAGCUGUUGGCAAGGCAGAUGACUGAGGGUGGAUGGUCUUUGAACAAGGCUGUCUGUGUCGCUCUGGGCAGUCCAAGUCUGUCAUGGGCCAAUCGCCUCAGGAGUGUUUGGCAACUGGUCAUGUUCAUGGAUCUGAUAGAUAUGGUGCGACCGAACCUGAAGCACGGCGACGAGCUCAAACUGUACGCCCAAGAGCCGCGCUUCACGUCGCUCGACAGAGAAUUCCUCAAGUCUCUCGACGUGCUUGUUCUGGAACAACCACGAGCAGAAGAAAUAGUAGAUGAUGCCAGCCUCAUCUUUAUACCCUGUCUGGAAUGGGUGCUCGAGCUGCCCUUCAUGCUGGUCGCUGCAAAGUCGCCUCUAUACAUCAGCUCAUCCAUGCACUGGGUGGCUGAAGAAGCCGAACGUGCUCGUUACCGCUUGGCCAACGACCCAGAAGGCUCAAACCGGCUGCAGAAAGAUUGCGACGAUGCAUUGGCUGCCUCCAAGACGGUCCUGGACACUCAUCAUGAACACAAGAUGCCUGAAGCUGAUUUUGCCGACGGUCACAGUCUCGCCAUGACCAUCUACACAUUGAAACAUGCUGAGGAAGAUUGA
This is a messenger RNA of Aureobasidium subglaciale EXF-2481, 834 nucleotides long. RefSeq lists its product as uncharacterized. Lineage: Eukaryota; Fungi; Ascomycota; Dothideomycetes; Dothideales; Saccotheciaceae. The transcript is spliced from 2 exons. The record is from RefSeq and is a predicted model, not a curated record. The coding region runs from base 1 to 834 and encodes 277 amino acids.